AUGGCGUCUCCGACGACUCCGGAGGGGCGCAGUGUGCGGGCGGAGGCGAAGGAGAUGGGAAGGUUUAAGGAGAAGAAGAAGUUGGUGUUCAUGUGCUUUCUGGUGGACCAGCGGCGGACGACGAGGAGCAGCAAGCCAGCGGCGGGGAUCUGCUCGCGCUGUGGGGCCUGCGCGAGGGUGGCGGACAUGAGGACGACUACGCGUUUCUGCUACGUGCCGGUGUAUCGUAAGACCUGGCGGGCUAUCAUUUGCACUUUCUGCGGCGCGCUCCUCAAGUCUUACAAUCGAUAGACACAUACAGAUGCAUACAUACAGAUACAGGUAUAGAGAUCCAUGGAACAGGAACGGCACUCUCGCGUGCUAGCUGGUGGCGUUCUGAUCAUGGAAAUGAUAAGAUGUGUGUGUAUACAUGCACACGUACGUAUACAUGUAUGAUGGAUAUUUUGAUCCAGUUAUUUAGCUACUUUAGCUCC
This is a messenger RNA of Musa acuminata AAA Group (dessert banana), 473 nucleotides long. RefSeq lists its product as uncharacterized. The coding region runs from base 1 to 291 and encodes 96 amino acids. The record is from RefSeq and is a predicted model, not a curated record. The transcript has 2 exons. NCBI's taxonomy places the organism in Eukaryota, Viridiplantae, Streptophyta, Magnoliopsida, Zingiberales, Musaceae.